AGCAGCCGCUCCGAGUUCGCGGUGUUGGCGGACAGCGAAAAAGAAGAGCAGAAGAGAAAUGGCGCUGUGGCUGGAAACUGGGUCUGAACCCAAAACGGAAAGCGAGAUUGCUGACCUUCAAGCUAUCGCCGCCAUUAAAGAGUCUGCUGCUCUUGAACUUAAGGAGCAAGGUAAUAAGUAUGUCAAGAUGGGUAAAAAGCAUUAUUCUGAUGCUAUUGAUUGUUACACAAGGGCAAUAAAUCAGAAAGUUUUAAGUGACUCUGAAAAUUCGAUUAUUUAUUCAAAUAGAGCGCAUGUGAAUCUAUUGCUAGGCAAUUAUAGACGUGCUCUUACAGAUGCUGAGGAGGCAAUUAAACUGUGUGCAACUAAUAUCAAGGCACUAUAUCGAGCUUCCAAAGCAUCUUUGUCCUUGAAUAUGUUGGAUGAGGCAAAAUCGUAUUGUGAAAAUGGACUAAAGCAAGACCCAAAUAAUGAAGAACUUAAAAAACUUGCUAAGCAGAUAAAUUCAUUGAAGAUGGAACAUGAUAAGCAUGAAGCUGAAGUUUCCAAGGCUGUAUCAGAUGCUAAGGACCUUCUUUCUGCAAUUGAAGCUAGAGGCUUGAAGAUUGGGAAGGCUAUGUUUCAAGAGCUUAUUGGAUUAAGGAAACCGGUAAUCGAUAAAAAUAAAAUUAUUCACUGGCCAGUUCUUCUUCUAUAUGCAGAGGUUAUGUCCAGUGACUUUAUUGAAGACUUCUGUGAAACGGACAUGUUUUCAACUCAUCUUGACAUGAUGUUUUCAGAAGGCUGUCCACCAUUACCGUGGGAUACAGAAAACAAUUAUACUCGUGAAGCUGUUGAACUCUACUAUGAGGCUGGUACUACAAUAUGUCUAUCCAAGUCGAAAAUUCUUCAUUGUUUACUAGAAGGGACUGCAGGUGCUAAUGCAGCAAGUGUUGGAGAAGAGAAGGAAGCAUUUGAGGAUUCUACUGAUGGCAACUCUACUGGUAGCACAGGCUCUUCAAAAUGGGUAAAAGUAAAUGAAAAGAGAACACUUCAUGAAGUUCUGAAGGAACGCGACUUUGUUAUCCCAGGAAUUCCAGUUUUUUAUGUUGUUUCUAAAACCUCCUACUUCUAUAAAAAGUUCAAAGCUGGUAAAUGGGCUCUUCCACCAUGAGAAGGUUGUGUUCAAUAGCGUAAGUAGUGCAGCUUGGUUCUCUUCCAGGCAAGCUUUCUUGACAGCACCUGAAUGCAUAGAAACCAAAUGUUAAGUACCUGAAGCACCCGUGUGCAUCUGUUGGGAAGGAAAAGCAAAUUUAUUAAAGGAACUUUUUUUCUUUUUAAUUUUUUAUUAUGAUCCACUGUUUUUGUGUUACAAAAAAAAGGAAAAUUCUAUAUUUUUUGGGUUUAUGUAGUUGAUUCAGUUUCCUUCUCUAUUGUUUAUAUGAAGAGAGUUUAAAGAGUAGUAUUAUCAUAUGUUAGCACUUUGUACCGUAAAUUCAAUGUUAUAUACUCAACUCAAUUCAACUAAACUUUUACUCCAAAAAUUUGGGGUCGGCUA
This is a messenger RNA of Hevea brasiliensis (rubber tree), 1537 nucleotides long. RefSeq lists its product as uncharacterized. Bases 59 to 1153 code for a protein of 364 amino acids. The record is from RefSeq and is a predicted model, not a curated record. Gene Ontology annotation, molecular function: Hsp90 protein binding. The transcript is spliced from 8 exons. Lineage: Eukaryota; Viridiplantae; Streptophyta; Magnoliopsida; Malpighiales; Euphorbiaceae.